This is a messenger RNA of Nyctereutes procyonoides (raccoon dog), 1895 nucleotides long. It is a transcript of the gene PWP1, whose product is annotated as PWP1 homolog, endonuclein. The transcript is spliced from 15 exons. Gene Ontology annotation, biological process: rRNA processing. Bases 144 to 1646 code for a protein of 500 amino acids. Lineage: Eukaryota; Metazoa; Chordata; Mammalia; Carnivora; Canidae. Gene Ontology annotation, molecular function: protein binding. The record is from RefSeq and is a predicted model, not a curated record. Gene Ontology annotation, cellular component: nucleus.
CGCGCAGAAACACCCGCCUGCGCGUGUGCUGUGUGCGGGCCGCGGCGCAGGGCUGUCGGCGACGGCGCCGGCCGCCGGGCGGCGGGGGUCCCAGUGCUGCUGGGGCCGAGUCUGUAGCUCGAGGCGUCCCUGAGCUGAGGACCAUGAACCGCAGUCGCCAGGUGACGUGCGUGGCCUGGGUCCGCUGCGGCGUGGCCAAAGAGACGCCGGACAAGGUAGAGCUUAGUAAAGAAGAAGUAAAACGUCUCAUUGCUGAAGCAAAGGAAAAAUUACAAGAAGAAGGUGGCAGUGAUGAAGAGGAGACAGGUGAUCCUUCAGAAGAUGGCAUGCAGAGUGCACGUACCCAGGCACGACCAAGGGAGCCCCUGGAAGAUGGUGACCCAGAGGACGACAGGACGCUGGAUGACGAUGAGUUGGCUGAGUACGACUUAGAUAAAUAUGAUGAGGAAGGCGACCCAGAUACUGAAACUCUUGGUGAAUCUCUCUUGGGUCUUACAGUCUAUGGAAGUAAUGAUCAAGAUCCUUAUGUUACUCUAAAAGAUACGGAACAAUAUGAACGUGAAGAUUUCUUGAUCAAGCCCAGCGACAAUCUCAUAGUGUGUGGCAGAGCUGAACAAGACCAGUGCAAUUUAGAGGUGCACGUUUAUAAUCAGGAAGAAGAUUCUUUUUAUGUGCAUCAUGAUAUACUACUGUCUGCGUAUCCUCUGAGUGUGGAAUGGCUGAAUUUUGAUCCUAGCCCAGAUGAUUCUACAGGAAAUUAUAUUGCUGUGGGAAAUAUGACCCCCGUUAUUGAAGUGUGGGACCUUGAUAUAGUAGACUCUUUAGAGCCAGUCUUCACACUUGGAAGUAAGCUAUCAAAAAAGAAGAAAAAGAAAGGAAAGAAGAGUUUCUCAGCAGAGGGGCAUACCGAUGCUGUCCUGGACCUUUCUUGGAAUAAGCUGAUCAGAAACGUGCUGGCAAGUGCAUCAGCUGAUAACACUGUAAUUUUGUGGGAUAUGUCCUUGGGGAAACCUGCAGCUAGCCUUGCCGUACACACAGACAAGGUCCAGACUCUGCAGUUUCAUCCAUUUGAAGCACAGACUCUGAUUUCUGGAUCCUAUGAUAAGUCAGUGGCUUUGUAUGACUGCCGAAGUCCAGAUGAAAGCCAUCGAAUGUGGCGAUUCAGUGGGCAGAUUGAGAGAGUGACUUGGAAUCACUUUUCACCUUGUCAUUUUUUGGCUAGUACAGAUGAUGGCUUUGUAUAUAACUUGGAUGCACGUUCAGAUAAGCCAAUUUUUACACUUAAUGCACACAAUGAUGAAAUCUCUGGUCUUGAUCUAAGUAGUCAAAUCAAGGGUUGUCUUGUGACAGCAUCAGCUGACAAAUAUGUGAAGAUCUGGGACAUAUUAGGAGACAGGCCAAGUCUGGUUCACUCUAGGGACAUGAAAAUGGGAGUUCUGUUCUGUUCUUCCUGUUGCCCCGAUUUGCCAUUUAUUUACGCCUUUGGAGGUCAGAAAGAAGGGCUUCGGGUCUGGGAUAUAAGCACAGUCUCAUCAGUAAAUGAAGCAUUUGGAAGACGAGAGAGGCUUGUUCUUGGCAAUACAAGAAGUUCAUCUAUUAGUGGCCCUUUUGGGAGCAGGAGCUCAGACACACCAAUGGAGUCUUAACGAGGAGUAUAAAAUUUCCUGUUUAUUACCUUAACUCAGUUUUAAAAAACUGAUCUAAAAACAUCCAUGUGUAGUUGGAGCCAUGUAAUGACAGAAACUAAAUUCAUUUCCUACUGCCAGACAUUCCUCUGCAGCUAUGGUGGCAACACAAAUAGGGCUGGUCUUUGUGCUUGCCUUUUAAAUGUUUGGUGUUUAGGGGUCCUACUGCAUUUCUUGAAGAGGAUAAUAAAGAAGAUUUUAAAAAAAUAA